AUGGUGGUAGUUUUAUUGAUGAUGAUGAUGAUCCACAAGCCUUCUCAUCUCCUGAAGAAUUUCCUACUGGCAAAUGAAGAACAGCAGGGCUUAAAGUUGAAGGGUCGAAGAGGAAAGCAUAGGAGACUUAGGAAGAAGUACCAGAAAAUUGAAUCUGAUAAUGGAAGUUCUCAGAAAAGGGAUUUCACCAAUGCUGUUGCUCCCAGGGAGCUAUUGAACAGUGAAACUGAAGAUGCUUUGCCUCUAUCCUCACUGUUUUCAGUAAAAUGCACAUCAAAGAGUGGAAAAGACGAUAAAGGGGGAGAAGUUAGUAGGAAAGAAACUGGUAACUGUAAAAACAAUGAGACUGAAGAUAAUGCUACCGUGUUAAAAGGAAUCAAUGGUGUUCAGCUUGAACGUGAAUCUGGGAUUAGGAAUGUAGAUAACCUCGAAGAGCUUGUAAAGGAAGAGAAACUAUCGGAAGCUGAUCAUUGUGUGGUUGAAGAAGUGAUGAUGGAGCAAAAUGAUCAAAAUCAGAAACUGGCCAGUAAUGAGAAAUGUCAAUCUGAUAAUCUGUUGUUGACACCCAGUCAAGUGGGUACCGACGAUGAAGCCAAGCUAAAUUUGAAUCCUGUGAUUGAGGAUGUACCUAUGGAGGAUAAGGAAACCCAAAAUCAAGUUAAUGAUGAUCAUUCUAAGAAGAGGAAAAAGAAGAGAAGGUGUAAGGAUGAGGGAGAAGAGGAUGCUACGAAGAUGGAACCACCUGUCUUAUCAUCUCCUACAAAGGAGCAAUCUGUUGUGGACUCGAAAGACAAGAAUACUAAUGACCAGGAAAUUCAGCUGUCGAAUGGAAUUAUCAUUGAAGAGUUGGAAAUGGGAAAACCAGAUGGGAAAAUAGCUUCUCUUGGUAAAAAGGUCCGUUUCCAUUACACCGUAAAGUUGAAGGACAGUGGGGAAGUAAUUGAUUCAAGUGCUGACAAAGGUCACUUAACGUUCCGACUAGCUGAGGGAAAAGUUCCAGAGCUAUGGAAGGUUGGCCUUGAUGGAAUGCGAGUCGGUGGCAAACGUAGACUCACAGUUCCACCAUCAGUGAGCUGCACAAAGGAAGGAACAAGUGAGGAUAUUCCACCAAACUCGUGGCUGGUUUUUGAAGUUGAAUUGUUAAAAGUCAGGUAAUCGGUUGGCUUCAUACGCCAGUUUUGUUG
Messenger RNA from Hibiscus syriacus, 1184 nucleotides. Its product is annotated as peptidyl-prolyl cis-trans isomerase FKBP53-like. Gene Ontology annotation, molecular function: peptidyl-prolyl cis-trans isomerase activity. Bases 1 to 1155 code for a protein of 384 amino acids. The transcript is spliced from 9 exons. Lineage: Eukaryota; Viridiplantae; Streptophyta; Magnoliopsida; Malvales; Malvaceae. The record is from RefSeq and is a predicted model, not a curated record.